Molecule: messenger RNA, 1263 nt
Organism: Strongylocentrotus purpuratus (purple sea urchin)
Lineage: Eukaryota; Metazoa; Echinodermata; Echinoidea; Camarodonta; Strongylocentrotidae
Product: topoisomerase I damage affected protein 7-like
Exons: 5
Coding region: 1-1263 (420 amino acids)
Source: RefSeq, a predicted model, not a curated record
AUGGAUACAGAGCUCGUUCAUGCGAUAGAGAGCAUCUUCACAAUGUUGGAUGGUUACCUACUUUCAAAGAUAGUCUCCUUCUCAGACCCUGGUACGAGUGGAUUAGACGUGUACGCAGACGUCUUUAUCGAAAAAUCAUCAGUUGUCGGUACCCUUGAAGAGGUCAGUGCCGAGACGGAUCGCAUCCUAGGUCAAAGUGCAACCAUCGAUGGACUGUCUUCCCGCUUUACUCUCGAUGGUGCAUCGGUUCUCGUCUCUGAACCAUGUGAGGUUCCCGAUCUUCUUGAGGGCAUCGUAUUCGAAUCUUCAAAUGAACCCUUGGAGAAUGUCUGGUACCCUGACAGUACAACCUUCAGUCUAUCAUGCGGAGAGGAGGACUACAUCAUUGAUGGACCUACGCAGCUGAUAUGCGAUAAUGGAGCUUGGGUGCCUGAAGGAGAAACAAUCUGCAUCGAAUUACAAACGACAUCAACCGCUGAUGUAAAGGAAACGCUUCGUCAGACGACACCGAUCGCUGAAACUACAAGAUCUACACAGGACAGUAUCGGUGCAACCUCAGCUCCCACCAAUGUGACACAGUUCCAUGCUACUAUAGAAGAGACAGAAGCCCGUAUGACAAGAACAACUAAGCUUAGAAAUGAAGCAACAUCCGAGACGUUGACUGAGUGGAUUCCUCUUACCACAGUGUACUCAGUUGAAACAACAGUAAAUGAUUUACUAACAACUGUGAGAAGACCCGUAACAUAUACUACCGGAGCAUAUAGCACCAACUAUCUUACUGAUGAACCCUUCCAAACAGAUUCAGCGAACACGAUGGCACGAAGUGAUGAUCCGACAACGAGUGACAUCACAGAAACAACGAAAGAUGUUUUGAAGACAUCUUCCACAUUUACGUCCAUUUCUAGAAUGAACUCUCAUGCUCUCAGUACCUCCCAAGACACCCAAACUGCAGAAGAAUUAUCAACAUCAGCAUUCUUUCAUCCGUCAACAGUAGCACCAACAGAAGGGGGUUUGUUUUCUACUCAUGAAACAGUGAGUGCAGUCACUGACGAGGUGACGGAUAGUGAUUUAGUAACAUCUCACAGCGCUACCAUGCCUGAAGGUCGAACAGCUUCUAUUGAAGUUACUUCAGCAGGAGCAAAUCAGGAGACAUCAUCCAUAAUAACAGAUCUGAAGACGGAUUCAAAUAAAGGAUAUUCAAUAGCAAUACAGCUAACAGAGGGUUCGACGGAUGUUGGUACGACGAUGAAAGCAAUGAACUAA